CGACGAGUUCCUGGCACUCACAGACCCCAAGCUGAGCGUGUUCAACGAGGCAGACGACGGCGGUGACGGCGUGAUGGACACGCCGCAGCACAAGGUGACGCAGUUCUGCGUGUACGACAAGCACACGCACUUGUGCCCGCUCGACAGCGGCCUCAUCGAGCGCAACGUGGAGCUGUACUUCAGCGGCUACGUGAAGCCCAUCUACGCGGAGGACCCGUCGGCCGACGGCGGCAUCGGCACCAAGGCGCUGGGCCCGAUCGGCACCUGGUGGACAGCGGGCUUCGACGGCGGCGAGAGCGCCAUGGUGGGCUUCACGACCCCGUACGCCGACUGCGUGCUGAUGGCGCCGAGCGAGCAAUAUGCGGUCAUCAUAUUGGUCAUCGAGACCGUGGUCAGGGACCCCAAUUCCACGUACGAGGACCUGCUCAACAAGCUGGAGCUGACGCCGCAGGGGAUCGGCAAGUACACCGAGGACAUGCUCCUGCGCAACGCGCAGUUCGUGGUUGACCAGGUGCAGAGCUUGGACGUGACCGCGGACGACGACGAGACGACGCUGAUCGCGACCCCGUGCCUGCGCAGCCUGGUCAAGCUGGCCGGGGUCACGCUGGGUCAGCGCAGGGCCACGCGGUGCGACCAGCGCGACGCGGCUCGCAAGAAGCCCGUCGGUACGCUGACCACGACCACACCGCUCGACCGGGAUGUGUUCGAGGUGCUCUUCGGGGAGCAGAUCGACGACAAGGCCGCCGGCGCGCCCCGGCACAAGCGGUGCGGCGUGUGCGAUGCCUCCCAGCUGCCGGACUGCGGCAAGUGCGAGGCGUGCCGCGACCAGGUCAAGUUCGGCGGCAGCGGCCGGCUCAAGCAGUGCUGCGAGGAGCGACGCUGCCUCAACAAGGUCUUCCAGGAGGCCGAGGAGGACGACGGGGACACAGGGGAGAUGGAGGACGCCAUGGACCGCAAGGCGAGCCAGGUGGAGGCCGAUGGCGGCCGCAAGAGCACCCGUCGCAAGGGCUCCAGCGACGUGCGCUGGACCGACAACAAUCCCGUCGCGUCGCACGACAAGAAGGCCUACUUCGGCCGGGCCAUCGUGAACGGCCAGGAGCUGCGCUGGGGCGACUUCGUCCUGGUGACCCCUACUGACGUCGGAACGCCCCUGUACGUCGCCCGGGUGGUCUACCUCUCCAAGAACCCUUCGGGCGAGAAGAUGUUCCACGCCCACUGGUUCUGGCGUGGCUCGGACCCGGUCCUCGGCGAGACCUCUGACCCCCGGGAGCUGUUCCCGGUGAGCGAGUGCGAGCAUCAGAGCCUGGGCACGGUGAGCGACGUCUGCAGCGUCGUGCGCAAGGGCGUGUCCAAGGACUGGUUCAGCCGCGGCGGCAGUUUCCGUAAGAGUGUGCUCGGGGACGAGGACGACGGCCGCGCCUUCUACCAGAAGGAGUACGAGCCCCAGCAAGCCCGCUUCGUGGAUCCGCCCGAGCUGGUGCCACCGGGGGGCUGCGAGAUGGCCCACACCUGCGUUUCCUGCCAGAAGGCCGAGGCCCGGCACAAGCGCGAGACGGCGAUCCCCGGGGAGGUGGUCGAGGAGGAGAACGGCCGGCGGUGCUACGCCAGCGUCGCCUCUACACCUUCUCCGUCGGGGAGCACGUGCGUCUACCUGGCCCCGGACGCUUUCCAGUUCGGCCUUAGAAUGGCCGCCCCCAAGACGGGCAUGUCCUCCAGGAAGGGGGAUGUCAACGAGGACAUCUACACGGAGCAGUACCGCAAGCGCACAGAGUAUGUCAAGGGCUCCAAUGUGAACAUUCCGGAGCCCUUCAGGAUCGGCAAGAUCCUUUCGAUCCGGGGGAAGUCUGGGAGCGGCGACGCCUCCGGCAGCCCCGAGCGGUUCAAGCUGCUGGUCAAGAAGUUCUAUAGAUCCGAGAACACGCACGCGCCCAAGCCCGAAGCCGACCUGAACUUCCUGUACUACUCGGAGGAAGAGGCUCUGGUGGACCUGAAUCAGGUGCGCGGGAAGUGCAACGUCAUUUACGGGGAGAACCUCGCGCGGGACACAGACGACUACCUGCAGAAGGGCCCGCACCGCUUCUACUUCAGCGAGGCAUACGACGGCAGAACGAAGACGUUUACAGAGCCGUCUUCGAAGGCCCGCAUGAUGGGCUGCCUCGGCAAGGGCAAGAGCUCCCAGAAGGCGGCCAACGUCGAGGAUCCCGAGGAGUACUUUGUCCUGCGGCAGGAGCUCCGUGGCCUCGACGUCUUUGCCGGCUGCGGCGGCCUGUCCGAGGGCUUCCACCGGUCCGGCGUGAGCGAAACCUGCUGGGCCAUCGAGUGCGAGGAACCGGCCGCCAACGCCUUCCGGCUCAACUUCCCGGACGCGACCGUCUUCACGGAUGACUGCAAUCGCCUGCUGCGCCUCGUCAUGGACACGGAGAGCGUCAACGAGCGGGGUCAGACCCUGCCGCAGAAGGGGGACGUGGAGAUCUGCGGGGGGCCGCCAUGCCAGGGGUUUAGCGGCAUGAACCGCUUCAACUCGAGGCAAUACUCUCCCUUCAAGAACUCCCUCAUCGCGUCCUACCUGAGCUGCGAGUACUGCCGGCCACGAUUCUUCGUCCUGGAGAAUGUCCGCAACUUCGUCUCGUUCAAGCGCAGCAUGGUGCUCAAGCUGGCCCUGCGCUGCCUCAUCAGCAUGGGCUACCAGUGCAUCUUUGGAAUCCUCCAGGCCGGCAACUAUGGAGUGCCGGAGACGCGAAGGAGGGCCAUCAUUCUGGCGGCCGCACCCGGCGAGAAGCUACCCCUUUACCCAGAGCCGAAGCACGUCUUCGCGUCCCGCGCCUGCCAGCUCUCCGUGGUGGUGGACGACCGCAAAUACCUCUCCAACUGCAAGUGGUCCUUGUCCGCGCCGCUCCGGACCCUCACCGUCCAGGACGCCAUGCUGGACCUCCCAGAGAUACGCAACGGUGCCAAGCGUGAGGAGAUUCCCUACGGCGCGGAGGCGCUCACCCCGUUCCAGCGGACGCUCCGGGGCGGCGGUGCCGUGCUUCGGGACCACAUCUGUGAGGAUAUGGCGCCCCUGGUCGAGGCCCGGAUGCGCCACAUCCCGCUGGCGCCGGGCUCUGACUGGCGUGACCUGCCCAACGCAGUGGUGCUACUCUCGGACGGGUUGACCUUAACCAAGAAGCUGCGCUACACGCACCACGACCGCAAGAACGGCAAGUCUUCGACGGGGGCGCUUCGCGGCGUGUGUCCCUGUUCGAAGGACGCGCCGUGCGACCCCGUCUGCCGCCAGGACAACACCCUGGUCCCCUGGUGCCUGCCGCACACGGGUAACCGGCACAACCAUUGGGCAGGGCUCUACGGGCGGCUGGGUUGGAAUGGCUUCUUCAGCACAACCAUUACAAAUCCAGAGCCGAUGGGCAAGCAGGGCCGGGUGCUCCACCCCGAGCAGCACCAGGUCGUCAGCGUGCGCGAGUGCGCACGUUCCCAGGGCUUUCCGGACACAUACCGGUUCUUCGGCACCAUCUUGGACAGACACCGACAAGUGGGCAACGCGGUGCCGCCGCUGCUCGCUCGUGCCAUUGGCCGCGAGAUUUUGAAGUGCCUCGCACAGCGGCCUGCAGGACGGCUGAACUUCGUCGCCGCAUCCAAGAAUCCCACCUGCCCUCGAGGACGACUCUGGGACCCAUCAUUUUGCAUUGAUCGAUUUUGCGGCGGAGAAUCUUUAGAAUUUUGCAACCACAAUUGAGCCUUUUAAUGUUUGUGCUGCGCCCAGCAGUACAAGCUCUGUGAAUACUGCACCCAGCAGUAUUCACAAAGACUUGAUUGUGCUUUGUUUGCGUGCCUGCUAAAAAAAAAAAGGAAAUGUUUCUAUAUACAUACAUUUUUUUAGCGCAGUGUUCUUGUAUCAACGACAAGCGUGGGAAGAUGUAGUAAGGGUAUUUCCCAGGCCUAUUUUACAUUGCCGUUUGUUGAGCAUGAGCGUUUUCCCCUUCGAGUACCACUAUGGAGUGACACAUUUUUCACCUUGGAUUUAUAACUUUGGGGAGUGAAGGUCCAAAUGUUUAGAAUAUUCACUGUUUUAUGCAAGUCCAGCUUGACAGGCUGUGAAACAAACUUUUGGAAAUUUUUUAUCGUGAAUAAA
Molecule: messenger RNA, 4129 nt
Organism: Ixodes scapularis (black-legged tick)
Lineage: Eukaryota; Metazoa; Arthropoda; Arachnida; Ixodida; Ixodidae
Product: DNA (cytosine-5)-methyltransferase PliMCI-like
Cellular component (GO): nucleus
Molecular function (GO): DNA (cytosine-5-)-methyltransferase activity; chromatin binding; zinc ion binding
Source: RefSeq, a predicted model, not a curated record